GUCAAAUUUCUUUAGUUUCUGAUCUGCCUUUGCUUUAAAGUGAUUUUGUAAUGUUUUACUUUAAUCACAUGAUUCCAGUAUAACGUUUCUUAUCAAGGCUUGUUCCAGUGAAUGUUUAUCAUCUGUGGAAUAAUCAGAGUGAUAUACUUUCUGACCAAAGGGAGCAGCACAUUUGAGGAAGAUCAUGACGAGAAGACUUCUGCUGGUAUCUAACUCUACACUUCAUGGAGGAGGAUAUCUUCAGCACUGUCAGCAGAACAUCCAAGACUUUUUUGGAAAGGAUGUAAAGAGGAUCCUGUUUGUCCCGUAUGCACUGCAUGAUCGAGAUGCAUAUACCAAGACUGCCCGAGACAAGUUCAAGACAUUGGGCUAUGAAGUGGACAGUGUCCAUGAGACACCAGACCCUGUGGAUGCUGUUAGGAAAGCUGAAGGAAUAUUCAUUGGUGGCGGUAACACAUUCCGCCUGCUGAAAGCUCUCUAUGACAACAAGCUGGUAACUGAGAUUAGGAAGAGAGUUUUACAGGAUGGAAUACCUUACAUGGGAUCAAGUGCAGGCACCAACGUCUCCACCAUCAGCAUCAACACCACCAAUGACAUGCCCAUCGUCUAUCCACCCACUUUUGCUGCCAUUGGUUUAGUGCCCUUCAAUAUUAACCCUCACUAUCUGGAUCCUGAUCCCAACAGCAGACAUAUGGGGGAAACACGUGAACAGAGAAUCAUCCAGUACCACGAGGAGUCGGACACACCAUGUGUGCUGGGUCUUCGGGAAGGCUCAAUGCUCUUAGUGGAGGGAAACAAAGCCACCUUACUUGGGUCCACCAAAGCACGACUAUUCCAGAGAGGGAAGCAAACCACGGAGUAUGAACCGGGAAGUGAUCUCAGCUUCUUACUGACAGAUGUACAAUGAGUUGCGACAUCAAGUACAAUGCAACAUUUUUUUACAAUAAAUACUAAAAUCCAGAGUCAA
Megalobrama amblycephala (Wuchang bream) is the source of this 967-nucleotide messenger RNA. Its product is annotated as Alpha-aspartyl dipeptidase-like. Bases 185 to 907 code for a protein of 240 amino acids. Gene Ontology annotation, molecular function: serine-type peptidase activity. The record is from RefSeq and is a predicted model, not a curated record. Gene Ontology annotation, biological process: proteolysis. The transcript has 9 exons. NCBI's taxonomy places the organism in Eukaryota, Metazoa, Chordata, Actinopteri, Cypriniformes, Xenocyprididae.